AUGUCCGUCAACGCCGCGACCGUCGCGCGCCCCACCGCGGGGCUCGCCUCCGUCCCCGUCGCCCCCCGCGCGUCCGCGCGUCGGCCCGUCGCCUGCGCGACCGCGCGCGGGGGCGCCGCUUCCACCUCCUCCGGAUGGUCCGCAUCGUCCUCGAGCCGCAACCUCGCGCAGCGCCGCUCGGGAGCGGCGGGGCGCGACGGCGCCGCGGUCCUCGCGGUGAGGGCGCGCUCGCCGAUCGCCAUCGCGCGUCGCCGCCGCUUCGUCCAGACCAACGCGAGCCUCUUCGGCGUGGGCGCUCCCGAGGCGCUCGUCAUCGGCGUCGUCGCGCUCCUCGUGUUCGGACCCAAAGGACUCGCAGACAUCGCGAAGCAGCUCGGCCAGACGUUGCGCGCGUUCCAACCCACGAUCCGGGAGCUCCAGGAGGUGAGCCGGGAGUUUAAAGAGACGCUGGAGGAUGAGAUCGGCCUCGACGAGAUUCGCAACGACAUCGCGCAAGUCGCCGCGCCCGUCCCGACCAAGCGCCAAGCGCCGCCCCCGGGUACAACUCCGGAGGCUUCGGCACCCGGGACGCCCGGGCCGACGGACCAGUCGACGGACACGGUGACGGAGGAGAUGAGGGCGGCGGCGGCGGCGGCGGCGUGGGGCGGGGACGAGCCCGUCGCGGUCGCGGGCCCCGACGACGUCGCGACCGACGCCGACGCCAAAGAGACGGCUGCGAAUGGCGAUGUUCCCGGAGAGCUCGCCGCGCCGGAGGGUACCGGCGCCGCGCCGACCGCGGGGGAGGAGAGCGUCCAGGCGUGAUGAGAGAGAGCGAGGCGACGGCGGCGGCGCGGGGAUACGCCCGCCCGUCGUCCGUUUAUCGAUUAUUCAUUGACUUUCAUGUCCGAAAA
Micromonas commoda is the source of this 890-nucleotide messenger RNA. RefSeq lists its product with no specific name. Lineage: Eukaryota; Viridiplantae; Chlorophyta; Mamiellophyceae; Mamiellales; Mamiellaceae. The record is from RefSeq and is a predicted model, not a curated record. The transcript has 2 exons. Bases 1 to 801 code for a protein of 266 amino acids. Gene Ontology annotation, biological process: protein transport.